AUGGAGGCCUGGCGAGGUCCGGCCGAGCGUGCCCUGCACUGGGGCCUCCCAGCCCUGGCCCUCGGCUUCUUUCUCUUCCACUGUGAUCCCUUCACCUGCUUCUCCUUUCUCUCCUCUCCUCCACCCGCCCCAAGUUUCGAGGACUCCACCCUGUCCACGGCCACUACCCUUGAGUCUAUCCCCAGCUCCGCGGGAGAGCCGAAAUGCCAGCGACCCCGCACACUGAUGCGGCAGCAGAGCCUGCAGCAACCGCUGAGCCAGAACCAGCGGGGCCGGCAGCCCAGCCAGCCCACCACCAGCCAGAGCCUGGGCCAGCUGCAGGCCCAUGCGGCCUCAGCACCGGGCUCCAACCCCCGGGCCUAUGGCCGGGGUCAGGCUCGGCAGGGCACCUCGGCCGGCUCCAAGUACCGGGCGGCUGGGGGCCGCAGCCGCUCCAACCCAGGCAGCUGGGACCACGUGGUGGGGCAGAUUCGAAACCGAGGCUUGGACAUGAAAUCUUUCCUGUUGCCUGCAGGAGGGAAGGCUGUAAAUACAGCCCCAGUGCCUGGCCAGACGCCUCACGAUGAGUCUGACCGCAGAACGGAGCCCCGGUCCUCUGUCUCGGAUCUCGUCAACUCCCUCACCAGCGAGAUGCUCAUGCUGUCUCCGGGUUCCGAGGAGGACGAGGCCCAUGAGGGCUGCAGCCGAGAAAACCUGGGCCGCAUCCAGUUCAGCGUUGGCUACAACUUCCAGGAGUCCACACUCACCGUGAAAGUCAUGAAGGCCCAGGAGCUGCCAGCCAAGGAUUUCAGCGGCACCAGUGACCCCUUCGUCAAGAUCUACCUGCUGCCUGACAAGAAGCACAAACUGGAGACCAAGGUGAAGCGGAAGAACCUGAACCCACACUGGAAUGAGACCUUCCUCUUCGAAGGUUUUCCCUAUGAGAAAGUGGUGCAGAGGGUCCUCUACCUCCAGGUCCUGGACUACGACCGUUUCAGCCGCAAUGACCCCAUUGGGGAGGUGUCCAUCCCUCUCAACAAGGUGGACCUGACCCAGAUGCAGACCUUCUGGAAGGAUCUGAAGCCAUGCAGCGAUGGGAGUGGGAGCCGAGGGGAGCUGCUCUUGUCUCUCUGCUACAACCCCUCCGCCAACUCCAUCAUCGUGAAUAUCAUCAAAGCUCGCAACCUCAAAGCCAUGGACAUCGGGGGCACGUCAGACCCCUACGUGAAGGUGUGGCUGAUGUAUAAAGACAAGCGGGUAGAGAAGAAGAAGACGGUAACAAAGAAGAGGAAUCUGAACCCCAUCUUCAACGAGUCUUUCGCCUUCGACAUCCCCACAGAGAAGCUGAGGGAGACCACCAUCAUCAUCACUGUCAUGGAUAAAGACAAGCUCAGCCGCAAUGACGUCAUUGGCAAGAUCUACCUGUCCUGGAAGAGCGGACCAGGUGAAGUUAAACACUGGAAGGACAUGAUCGCUCGCCCUCGGCAGCCUGUGGCCCAGUGGCACCAGCUGAAAGCCUGAGUGGGGGCCAGAGGAGGCCCCAGGGGCCAAGGCCUGGGUCCCCAUCAUGCCCUCACCACUUUAUGCACAAUGCCCAGCCUGGCCCCCCUGCCUUGGGUGAGGGGAGAACCCUGAGAGCUCAGCCAGGGAGGGGCACCGGAACUCUACUGGGCCCCGUUUCUAGGAAGUUCCAGCCCCACCCCCAUGAGUCCAGCUUGGGUGUGGGGGCUCUGGGAGCCGUUUCCCUGCUUUGCCUUUCUUUCCUGAUUUGCUGACACUAAAGAAGUGGGGGAAGCUCAGGAGCCAGAUGGGCAGCUCCCUCCAGAGGCCCGCCAGGUGGGCGUAGCCCCCCGUUUUCUUUAAGGCAGUGCCUGGAGUGGAGAGAAGCCACCCCUUCCCUAGCCCCCCUUUUUGGGGCCCAGGAGAGGAAGGCCGAGGCGUUUGGCCACGGCCUGGUCAUCCAGCCCAUCCCAGCUUCAGGUGCCGGCUGGGCCCUGGAUGCUGAGGAUAGUAUAUAGCCUGUGCUCUGGGGUCCUGGAGACAUGGCCCUGUGUAUUUGUGUUGUGUCUACCGUAUGUGUGUGUAUGUUUGUGUGUGUGUGUGUGUGUGUGUGUCCACGCACGUGCACACACGUGCACGUGUAAGCUCAUGCGCACAUGUGUGAAAGGGGGUGCUCACUCCCUGUCCCCCUGGGGCCAGCAGUGCUAACUGGCUGUGGAGAGUAGCAGAGUUUCAUGUGGAUGAGGUGGGGCUGGGUCAGGUAAAGGUUAAGGCCACAAGGAUGGUAGGAGAGGAAGGGUAUGGACAGCUGAGUAGAAGGAGUCGUCUGACCAAGGCAGAUGUUUCAGCUGCCUCCUGGCACCCAUUUUGCCUGUCUCUGUAGCCCCUACACCCAGAAUUCCCCAGCAGUGACUCCCUUACAGUGUCAUUCCUUGGGCCUGGGCUCACAUUUUGUAGGCACCGACUCACCAUGUGCAUGGCGUUCCACCAGGGCACCGCUCCCAUCCUUCUCAGGCAUCCCUAACCCCUCACCCAGGGACACCCCCCCGCCACCUUCCCAGAUCUCGUAUUCCAGCCAAGUUGGCAUCUGCUCCACACUCUCUGGCUUGGAUACAGUCCCUCAGCCCCACCUCUUACCCCAACAUAUCCAUUCCUUUCUUUGCAUUAUCUGGUCUGCCCCGGACCUUCUCCAGGCUGUCUUGACACAUUCUCCCACCCUCCCUCGUCCCCCCCAGAGCAGGCUCUUCCUGCACCACCCCCUACCAUGUGAACAGAGGAAGCAGGGAACAUUCCAGGAGUCUGAGGUUGCCAUAUCCAAAGAAGCUGCCGUUUUUCUUCCCAGCCUCUGCUGAGACUAGAACUGGCUUCCCCUUGGAAACAGCAGACUCCAGGAUGAUCCCUCUUAAAUCCCGUCAUCCCUCUAUGCUCUUUUGAGAAAAGCCCCACUGGUGACAGAGCCUCAAAACCAGUCCAGAGACUUGAGCCCGACAUUCCCAGAACUUACCACCAGGUGGCACCAGACCACCACAUCUGUGGUAACAGUUGGGGACCACAGUUCUACCCUGGCUGGCAACCUUGGCACCCCAGGAACAGAAGGGGCUCUGUACUAGAUCUCCACAUCUAGAGCACAAUGGAAACAUAGAUAUGUGGGCACAUUUUCCCUUAGUGAGAUUCUCCUUAAGCUCAACUUUCUGCUGUAGGCAGUGAGGUCCUUUUGCCCAUAAUCAAAAUGUUCUUAAAUUGAAUUUCACACCCUGUCCCCUGGUACCUGGAGGAAUCUCUUAUGUUGUAGGUGAAUCAUUUGUAGGGUGAAGAAUUCUAUUGUGAAACAAAUAGUUACCCAUAGUACUUGUAGAUCCAAAUGUUUCUAUACCGCAGCUUUUGCUUUAAGUGGGACCCUCCCCAACUGCCUUGCCCAGCUGGGUGUAGCCCCCAGGAAGGGACCCCAGAGGCUGUGUGGAAAUAGGAAAGGGUACUGUCAAGAGUCUGAAAAUGAAAGAAAUAGCGACUAUCCUUUACUCUGUCUGUCUCAGUUCCCUGAGCAUUCCCACGGGGCCGUCUGAGGGACCCAACCAACUUCCACCGACGAGUCUAAGCAUGGCAGAGGAUUUAUGGGAGUCUUGCUCAUGCAUUUCUUAGCCAAUCAGCUCAGAGAGCAUCCCCCACAGAGCUGGUUCCCCUCAGACCCUACCUAGGAACUCUGGUGACCCAACCUGGAAUUCCUCAGCCCCACACGUAGCUGGAGUGGGGCUACCGGCAAGCGGUUCCAAACGGUGGGCUAAGAGCAGAGUGGGUUUGCACAAGAGGCAGCUGGGUGAUAAGGAGUCUGGGUGUGGGACAGUUAGGGUAAUCGGGGAGCAGGGAAAGGGGGGACUUGAGGGUGGGGAGGGCACCAGAGCUCUGCUACCACCAUCCUAGGAUCUUGGGCAAGUCACCCACACUCCCUGGGCCUCAGUUUCCCCAUCUGUAAAAUGAUGGUAAUAAUACUUCACCUACCUCAUGGGGGAGGUUGUGAGGCCACCAUCACCUGACCUAGAGGAUCAAGGCAGGAGGGCUCUGAAGGUGCUACCCAGAGCAAAGUCAUCGCUGACACCUGAAAGCAAGGCCCACCUGCCCAUCCACCCUGCCCCACAGAGCCUCUAGGGACCACCAGAGCCGAUCUGUCUCUUCACUGUGUCCCAAGCCCCUUCUGAGUGUCAUCUGACAUCUUGUGGGCACCUUAGACUUAGCUGUCAUUGUUGUUUAGGUAUCCUUUCUUGUGACCAUCUUCUCCAUGUAACUGCUAUACAAAUUCCACCUGCCCCAGCACAGCCCUCCACCUGGCCUCUGGCACCAGAGGCCAGGGAAGGGACAAAGGAAAACAGCCACAAAAGAAAAAAAAAAA
Peromyscus eremicus (cactus mouse) is the source of this 4363-nucleotide messenger RNA. It is a transcript of the gene Syt7, whose product is annotated as synaptotagmin 7. The record is from RefSeq and is a predicted model, not a curated record. Gene Ontology annotation, biological process: cellular response to calcium ion; calcium-ion regulated exocytosis; regulation of dopamine secretion. Lineage: Eukaryota; Metazoa; Chordata; Mammalia; Rodentia; Cricetidae. Gene Ontology annotation, molecular function: phosphatidylserine binding; calcium-dependent phospholipid binding; clathrin binding. Gene Ontology annotation, cellular component: synaptic vesicle; synapse; membrane. The transcript is spliced from 7 exons. Bases 1 to 1500 code for a protein of 499 amino acids.